UCGCGUGCGAGUCGCCCGGUGGAUGUCUCGUAUCAAACUUUUCACGGGAUUUCGGGAAAAUAUUACGCACUCUCUAAGUUGACCGCCCCCUUAAUCACUUUUUUGCGUGUGUUCUAUGCAAUCUAAAAGAAAAUUUAACGCAUGUUUAUAGUUCAGCUUGUUUUAUUACGAAUUUUGUCAUUUUCGAAAAUAGCCUGGCUGUAAUAUGUCAAAACUAGUUUAUAUCCAAUUAUGGUGACAUGUUGUCGAAUAAUUUGAUCAUGAUUGUAAUUUACACUCAAAUUGGUUUGGCGCCCACCGUGGGACUGAAGUUGGAUCUAUAAUAAUUAUUUUAAAACAAUAUAGUUUGUCAUAUAAAUAUUACAGUAAUUAUGAUGUUAUUGUAUAGACUGUGUUUAUGGAAAAGUGGGAGAAUGUUACUGGCACUGUUCCUUUUGGAUUGGCUGUUUGCUGCCUCUACGGUGGCUACCACUCAUGAGCCAGGUUUCAGUGCGCCGAUAGCGAAUGUGACGGCCCCACUAGGUCGGGAGGCGAUACUCGCGUGCACCGUACACAACCUCUCCACCUACAAGGUCGCGUGGUUGAGGGUAGACACGCAGACUAUUCUCACAAUCCACACGCACGUGAUAUCAAGGAGUCGAAGAGUGGGGGUGACUCACAGCGACCACCGGACCUGGUUCCUGCACAUUCGGGAGCUGCGGGAGACGGACAGAGGAUGGUACAUGUGCCAGAUAAACACAGACCCCAUGAAGUCACAACUUGGAUACCUAGAUAUCGUGGUCCCACCUGACAUUCUCGAUCGAGGCACGAGCACAGACCAGACAGUACGGGAAGGCGCCUCGAUAAAUUUAACAUGUGCUGCUACGGGAUCACCGCAUCCACAAAUUACUUGGCGAAGAGAACAUUCCAAACCUAUUACCAUCUCAGACGGAAUGCAAGUAACGUCUUUCGAAGGCCCAGAGCUAAAUAUAACCAGAGUGACCAGACAACACGCAGGGGCUUACCUAUGCAUCGCUUCGAAUGGAGUACCACCCACAGUCAGCAAAAGGAUAAUGCUUACAGUACAAUUUCCCCCAGUAAUAACAAUAAGGAAUCAGUUGGUUGGAGCAGCACUAGGCACCGAGCUUGUGCUGGAAUGCGAGACAGAAGCGUAUCCUAAACCCGUCAGCUAUUGGAGCAGAGAUAACGGCGAGAUCGUCCCUGUUGGGGGAGGUUUGGAGCCCCACAAGAUAGAUGGAUCAUAUCGAUCAGUGCUGAAGCUCGCGAUACGAAGAGUUACUAGUUCCGAUUAUGGGACCUACAAAUGUGUCUCAAAAAAUUCCCUCGGAGACACCGAGGGCACUAUUAAAUUGUAUCCUAUGCCUCUUCCACCGAUGGAAAACAAAAAUGUUGUCCAAAGGUUAAACAUCGUAGCUGAUAAAUCAUCUGAAAGCACGCCCUUCGGCACCCAAGAUUUCAGGUUACAAGAUUACAACAGAGCCUCAAAGUAUCAGUGUUGCCAUUUUUUGUUUUUAUUAAUAUUUUUUAUUCUGAUAACAUUGUCCCGGGGUUGAUGUUCCUUAAGUUUAGCUAGUAAGUAAACAAAUAUAUUAUGUAAUGUCUCUUGUAAGAAUAAUUAUUUUUUGUGAAUGAUUCUGGAAAGUUCCGUCUUAAGAUAUUUUACAUGGUUUUCUUAUUAAAUACUUUGUUAUAGCUUGAUAUGAUGUUUCAGUUUUCAUUCUUGGAAAAGGUAUAGAUAGAAUUAUGAUACAUGUGCCCGUAGCCAAGGAGGUUCAAAAAAAGGCGGACACAGUCUCUUGAACCAACGACUGUGGCACCUGACUACUAUAUAGUUACAUACAGAACAUAAACACCAUUGAUACGAAGGACAUCUUCAUUGUAACGUGGUAACCGUUAACACAAGACCACAUAAAAAUGCACUGAGAUGGUACUUCAAUCAUUCUUAAAUGACAUUAUGCCUGCUUUUUUCUCAACGUCCUUCCCUAGUAGCCAGAAUAAUAAAUAUUAAAAUUAUACUACGAAAGCAUUGUAACUUAUUAUACCUGCUAUUUAUUUAGAACAGUUAGUUCUUAUAGUCUUAUUAGAACAGUUCACACAAAUAAUAAUAUUAUAAUAUAACUUUGAUUUAGCUAAAUUAAUAUUAUUUUGUGAAAAU
Spodoptera litura is the source of this 2155-nucleotide messenger RNA. RefSeq names its product opioid-binding protein/cell adhesion molecule homolog. The record is from RefSeq and is a predicted model, not a curated record. Gene Ontology annotation, cellular component: neuron projection. NCBI's taxonomy places the organism in Eukaryota, Metazoa, Arthropoda, Insecta, Lepidoptera, Noctuidae.